Molecule: messenger RNA, 3591 nt
Organism: Zygosaccharomyces rouxii
Lineage: Eukaryota; Fungi; Ascomycota; Saccharomycetes; Saccharomycetales; Saccharomycetaceae
Gene: RPA135
Product: DNA-directed RNA polymerase I core subunit RPA135
Exons: 1
Coding region: 1-3591 (1196 amino acids)
Biological process (GO): DNA-templated transcription
Cellular component (GO): RNA polymerase I complex; nucleus
Molecular function (GO): ribonucleoside binding; DNA-directed RNA polymerase activity; DNA binding
Source: RefSeq, a predicted model, not a curated record
AUGGGUAAGGUUAUCAAGCCACCAACAGCUGCACGUACAGCUCAUUUUCGUACGUUAGAAAGGGAAUCGAGAUUUCAAAACCCUCCCAAGGAUAAAUCCGCUUACCCUCUACUUUAUGAAGCUGUCCAACCUCACAUUGGUUCAUUUAAUGCAUUAACUGAAGGACCUGAAGGUGGCCUUCUCAAUCAAGGUAUUAAGGAUAUUGGUGAGAAGGUUAUCUUUGAUGGUAAACGUUCCGAUAGCAUUCAAUUGGGUAACCGUCUUUCUGUUAGUGUAGAACAAGCAUCAAUCACUAAACCAAUGUUUAACGAUGGUGUAGCAUCUGGUGUUGAAAGAAGAGUUUUCCCCAGUGAGGCAAGACAAAGAUUGUCAUCUUAUAAAGGUAAACUUGUUAUUAAAUUGAGAUGGGAAGUAAAUAACGGUGAAGAGACUUUCACUGAAGUGAGGGACUGUGGUGCGGUGCCGAUCAUGUUGCAGAGUAACAGAUGCCAUCUCUAUAACAUGCCUCCUAGCGAACUAGUGAAGCACAAGGAAGAGUCUGAUGAAUUUGGUGGAUAUUUCAUCAUUAACGGUAUUGAGAAAUUAAUUAGAAUGUUAAUCGUUCAACGUAGAAACCAUCCUAUGGCCAUUAUUAGACCUUCAUUCGCCAAUAGAGGUGCCGCCUACUCACAAUUUGGUGUUCAAAUAAGGUCUGUAAGACCAGAUCAAACAUCGCAAACUAACGUUUUACACUAUUUGCAUGAUGGUCAAGUUACAUUCCGUUUCUCUUGGAGGAAAAACGAAUAUUUGAUUCCAGUGGUCAUGAUCAUAAAGGCAUUAUGUGAUAUCAGUGAUCGUGAAAUUUUUGAUGGGAUCAUUGGUCCAGAUUUGUCCAACUCUUUCUUGACAGAUCGUUUAGAAUUGCUUCUAAGAGGUUUCAAAAAGCGUUACCCACAGUUGCGUAAUAGAACUCAAGUGCUACAGUAUUUGGGUGACAAAUUCCGUAUCGUUUUUCAAGCUCCUCCAGAUAAAAGUGAUUUGGAUGUUGGUAAAGAAGUUCUUCAUCGUAUUGUGCUAGUUCAUUUGAACGGUGAUACCAAUGAAGAUAAAUGCCGUUUAUUGCUGUUCAUGAUUAGAAAACUUUAUUCUCUAGUCGCUGGUGCUUGCUCCCCAGACAAUCCCGAUGCUACCCAACAUCAAGAAGUCUUAUUAGGUGGAUUCUUAUACGGUAUGAUUCUAAAGGAAAAAGUUGAUGAAUACAUGCAAUCUAUCAUUGCUCAAAUCAGGACUGAUAUCAAUAGAGGAAUUCCUGCAAACUUUAAAGAUCGUAAGUAUAUGACUCGUGUGCUUAUGAGGGUCAAUGACAACAUUGGUUCCAAAAUGCAAUACUUUUUAUCCACUGGUAACUUGGUUUCUCAAUCAGGUCUUGAUUUACAACAAGUUUCUGGUUAUACAGUGGUGGCAGAAAAGAUUAAUUUCUACCGUUUCAUAUCACAUUUCAGAAUGGUUCACAGAGGUUCAUUUUUUGCUCAGUUGAAGACUACUACCGUGAGAAAAUUACUACCGGAAUCUUGGGGGUUCCUAUGCCCUGUCCACACUCCAGAUGGUGCUCCUUGUGGUUUGUUAAACCAUUUUGCUCACAAGUGCCGUAUUUCCACCAAACAAUCAGAUGUCAGCCAAAUUCCUUCAAUACUUUAUUCUCUCGGUGUAUCCCCAGCAUCUCAAGCGUUUGCUGCCGGCCCCUCAUUGUGUUGCGUUCAAAUUGACGGUAAAAUCGUUGGUUGGACCUCUCAUGAACAAGGUAGAAUUAUUGCAGAUACUCUAAGACUUUGGAAGGUAGAAGGUAAAACACCAGGACUGCCAUUAGAUCUCGAAAUUGGUUAUGUUCCAUUAUCAUCUAGAGGUCAAUACCCAGGUUUGUACAUCUUUGGUGGUCAUUCAAGAAUGAUGCGUCCAGUCCGUUACUUGCCUCUAGACAAAGAAGAUAUCGUGGGUCCAUUCGAACAAGUUUACAUGAACAUUGCGGUUACACCACAGGAACUUCAAAAUAAUGUGCAUACUCAUGUGGAAUUCACUCCAACUAAUAUUUUAUCCAUUUUGGCCAACUUAACACCUUUCUCUGAUUUCAAUCAAUCUCCUAGAAAUAUGUAUCAAUGUCAAAUGGCUAAACAAACCAUGGGUACUCCUGGUGUAGCUCUUUGUCACAGAUCUGAUAACAAAUUGUACAGAUUGCAAUCCGGUCAAACGCCAGUUGUUAAGGCUAAUCUAUACGAUGAUUAUGGUAUGGACAAUUUCCCCAACGGUAUUAAUGCAGUGGUUGCCGUUAUUUCCUACACAGGUUACGAUAUGGACGAUGCCAUGAUUAUCAACAAAUCUGCAGACGAAAGAGGUUUUGCCUAUGGUACUAUGUACAAGACUGAAAAGGUGGACUUAUCCUUGAACAGAAGCCGUGGUGACCCUAUUUCUCAACAUUUUGGCUUUGGUAAUGACGAAUGGCCCAAAGAAUGGCUAGAAAAGUUGGACGAAGAUGGAUUGCCCUUCAUUGGCACUUAUGUUGAAGAAGGUGACCCUAUCGUUGCCUAUUUUGAUGAUACCUUGAACAGAACUAAGGUGAAGACUUACCAUUCUACAGAACCUGCUUACAUUGAAGAAGUUAAUCUGAUAGGUGACGAAUCUAACAAAUUACAAGAAUUGCAAACCGUUUCCAUUAAAUACCGUAUUAGAAGAACCCCACAAAUUGGUGAUAAAUUCUCUUCAAGACACGGUCAAAAAGGUGUUUGUUCCAGAAAAUGGCCUACUGUUGAUAUGCCCUUCAGUGAAACCGGUAUUCAACCAGAUGUUAUCAUUAACCCACAUGCUUUCCCCUCUCGUAUGACCAUUGGUAUGUUCGUCGAAUCUCUUGCUGGUAAGGCGGGUACUCUUCACGGUGUUGCCCAAGAUGCCUCCCCAUGGGUGUUUGAUGAAAAUGACACUCCUGCUGAUUAUUUUGGUGACCAAUUGCUAAAAUCAGGCUACAACUACCACGGUAACGAGCCUAUGUACUCUGGUGCUAGUGGUGAAGAAUUAAGAGCUGACAUUUACGUCGGUGUUGUCUACUAUCAAAGAUUGCGUCACAUGGUUAACGAUAAAUUCCAAGUGCGUUCUACUGGUCCUGUCAAUAGUCUGACAAUGCAACCCGUUAAAGGUAGAAAGCGUCAUGGUGGUAUUCGUGUCGGUGAAAUGGAAAGAGACGCCUUGAUUGGUCACGGUACCUCUUUCCUAUUACAAGACCGUCUACUCAACUCUUCCGAUUACACACAAACUAAUGUUUGUCGUGAGUGUGGGUCCAUAUUGGCCACUCAACAGAGUGUACCUCGUAUUGGUUCUAUUUCAUCAUUACGUUGUCGUCGUUGUGCAAUCAAUUUCGAUGAAGCUAAGAAGACAUUGGCUAAAUUCGAAGGUUCUGAUAACGUCUUUAUCGAUGAUUCCCACAUCUGGGAAGAUGGUCAGGGCAAUAAAUUUGUCGGUGGUGGUGAAACCACCACUGUCGCCAUCCCAUUUGUUCUCAAAUUUUUGGACUCUGAACUAGCUGCCAUGGGUAUAAGACUGCGCUACAACGUGGAUCCACGCUAA